This is a messenger RNA of Oryza sativa Japonica Group (Japanese rice), 1396 nucleotides long. Its product is annotated as probable UDP-3-O-acyl-N-acetylglucosamine deacetylase 1, mitochondrial. Gene Ontology annotation, biological process: lipid A biosynthetic process. NCBI's taxonomy places the organism in Eukaryota, Viridiplantae, Streptophyta, Magnoliopsida, Poales, Poaceae. The record is from RefSeq and is a predicted model, not a curated record.
GCCUAGUCCCACCGUCAUACUCAUCGGGGGCUCGCCCGUCUCCGCAGAGAUCGCCCCACACCUGAGAAAGUGAGAAGUUGAAUCCCUUCGCCGCCGCCGCCGCCGCCGCCGUCAUGUGCGGCUCCGCCGCCCGAGCCCUGAACUCCGUCUCCCGCGCGGCCUUCUCCUGGAAACCAACAGGGUUGCCGCAGCAGACGCUCGCCGCUGCGGUGAGCAGGUCGGGCGUGGGGCUUCACUCGGGGGCGAAAACCACCGCCACGCUGCUCCCCGCGCGAGCCGGCGAGGGGAGGUACUUCGUCGUUGAGGGGGAGGAGACGAGGGUGGCGGCGGAGGUGGCGAAUGCCGAGGCGCACUCGCCGCUAUGCACCGCGCUGCGGCGGGGCGGCGCGCGGGUGCGCACGGUCGAGCACCUGCUCUCCGCGAUGGAGGCGCUCGGCGUCGACAACUGCCGCGUCGAGGUCAGCGGCGGCGACGAGAUUCCGUUGCUUGAUGGAUCAGCGCAAGAGUGGGUGAUGGCUAUAAGAGGUGCAGGUCAAUGUGCGGCCAAGGAUUCCAGUGGCCAGAAACUGGAGAAACUGGCUCCGGAAAUCCAUGAGCCUGUUUACUUGCAGAAGUCUGAUUGUUUCAUAGCUGCACUCCCUUCCUCAAGAAUCCGUAUAACCUAUGGGAUUGAUUUUCCAAAAGUGCCAGGAAUUGGGUGUCAGCGCUUCGCAACAGUCCUAGAUGCUAAUGUCUACUCAAGCAAGAUAGCCCCAGCAAGAACUUUCUGUAUAUUUGAAGAGGUUGAAAAAUUGCGUUCUGCUGGGCUCAUCAGAGGAGGAUCGCUAGAAAAUGCUACGGUUUGCAGUAUUUCUGGUGGUUGGCUUAAUCCACCACUGCGGUUUGAGGAUGAACCUUGCCGCCACAAGAUUUUAGAUCUUAUCGGUGAUUUCUCGCUUCUUGCACAGAAUGGUAACCAGGGUUUUCCACUUGCUCAUGUAGUUGCCUACAAGGCUGGUCAUGCCCUGCAUACUGAUUUCCUACGGCAUUUGUUGGGAAGGAGCGCUGUGGGCCAAGAAAACCUUGCUGAGCAAUGUUGAAAGCAUAUGGAUACCGCUGCUCCGUCGAUAAUGGCAAGGACGCAAAAUUUCAAGGAUACAAACAUAGGAUGGUCGCCCUUCUUCCAGCUAGGCCAUGCAGUACCAACUAUUCAUCUUGCAAUUAUCUGCCAGCCAUUUUUCCAUCUAUUCCUUUCUCUCUCUUUCUUUUUUGAUCUGAUGAAUCAUGUAGCCCAUCAGCAUCUGUACAACCUGUUUAGUCUUGCAAAGUUGCAAUUCAGCAUAGAAGUAGAUGCCCAUGUUAUCUGUGUGUACAGUUCUGAGCAGCCAAAUACAACUCAAACUGAACCCUUCUCUCC